Seriola aureovittata is the source of this 832-nucleotide messenger RNA. Its product is annotated as hepcidin-like. The transcript has 3 exons. Gene Ontology annotation, biological process: intracellular iron ion homeostasis; defense response to bacterium. Bases 54 to 317 code for a protein of 87 amino acids. Lineage: Eukaryota; Metazoa; Chordata; Actinopteri; Carangiformes; Carangidae. Gene Ontology annotation, cellular component: extracellular region. The record is from RefSeq and is a predicted model, not a curated record.
AGAGUCAUUGACAGAGGCAAUAAACUACAAACAGCUGUAGAAGUGAACUGAGGAUGAAGACACUCAGUGUUGCGGUUGCUGUGGUUGUGCUCACCUUUAUUAACAUUCAGGAGAGCUCUGCAUUCCCUGUCACAGGAGUGCAACAGCCGGAGGAGACAAUGAGCGAUGAUGAUCCAUCUGCAGAAGAGGAGGAGACAUCAAUAGAAACAUGGAUGAUGCCGUACAACAUCGGGCCGAAGAAUUACAGUGACCCUGUUAGAUGCCAGUUUUGCUGCGGCUGCUGCGUCCCCGGUGUCUGCGGUACAUGCUGUGUGUGAAGAUUUAAAAAGAACUGAAAAUAUGUUUAAAACUUGUAUACCCUGAAACGCUGGGGACUUCGGAAUGAGUUACUCUACUGUGCUGUUAUUUUUAUUCACCAUUUAUUUCUGAUUGUGUAUCUUGCCUAUUUGAUUCAUGUUUGGAUUGAUGGGACAAAUGCUUUGGGACCAUUUAUUUAUUCUUUUCAGAGUUCUAGGUGUGAAGUAUUUUGUGGCUGAAAUUGCAUUUAUACAUGAAGUGACUGAGCCCCUAUUCACAAGCUUCUGAAGCUUAUCGCAGUGUCUCAUUUUCACCCAUUGCUGUCUUCAUGUUUUGAAUGUUUUAUCUUGUAUUUAUUCUGGUUUGUGUAAAAUGAAAUUCUUGGACCUGUCUUGUACCUUUCCACAACAAGCACUGAAAUUUCAAUUUUUGUGCUCUUUGUCAUAAAUCAAACAAAGUAUAUUAAACAUUUUGUAUAUACUAUGGUGUAUUAUCACAAUUAAUGUUAAUCCCAAUUAAAUGUCAUACCAUCAAA